Cylicocyclus nassatus is the source of this 1528-nucleotide messenger RNA. NCBI's taxonomy places the organism in Eukaryota, Metazoa, Nematoda, Chromadorea, Rhabditida, Strongylidae. The record is from the annotation of a GenBank genome assembly.
AUGAGCAUAUAUUUCAUGUCUACAUGGCAGUACCUUAGUGAGGUGGAUCACACAGCUAGCAUGGACUUUUUCGGGUGGAUUGUCGCAGCUGGCAGUUUGGGCUGCGCAAUAGCAAAUCCUCUUUUCGGGCAUUGGAGUCAGUUAACAGGAUCUACGAAAACCCCCGUUUGUUUUGGAUUUAGCGUGAGCGCUAUAGGAAAUCUUAUUUAUGCCUUGCUUCCCAUUCUACCAUCAUAUAUAAAAUGGGCAAUGCUGAUUUCACGUUUUGGUACGGGCUUUGGUGCAGGAACUCUUGGAGUCUUGAGAAGUUUCGUUGCUACAGCGAGUACACGAAAAAAUCGAGUUCGUGCAGUAUCCUUAGGCACUGCCGGAUUCACGACUGGACUAUCUGUCGGCCCCGCAUUUCAGAUUUGCUUUAUCCCACUGGGCAGCACAGGAUUCAGUAUUGGACCACUUAUCUUUAAUAUGUACACAUCAGCAGCUUACUUCAUGUUCAUCGUCAGUAUUCUUUCCGUUUUUCUGGUUCAGAUAUAUUUUGUAGAGGACUACGCAGGAAUCAUAAGCGACGAAGAAAAGAAACAAGAUCCUUUCCUUGUGAUACCGAAGUUUGAUAGACUUGCUGUAAUCUAUCUAUUCUAUGUUUGGUGGAUGCUGUGUGGUGUUGCAAGCACGGAAGGACUUGCGUCCCCCAUAACCAUUGCCAUGUAUAACUGGACCUAUAAAGAAGCGAUUUUGUACAACGGAAUCCUGCAAGUCAUUGCUUGUGGAACUUCGACAGCAACGUAUGCGUUGAUAGCCUCCACGAGAAUUGGAACCUGGGACCGUCGUCUCGUUCUGGCAAUGGGUUUAUCGGGAUUCUUCUUUACACAUCUCUGCCAUUAUCCCAUGCCAUUCUACGAAGGACCACUUUCACGACCGAAGAUGGUCAAUGGUACUGUUGCCAGUGAUGCAGGCGGUUGCUCCUACGAAUAUGACUGGUGUGAACACACACCCAGAGUUCCAAUUUGGUUGUACCUGUUCAACUUUGGAAUAGUACAAGGAGUGUCUUUUCCUUUCAUUUCUGCUCCCGCCAACACUCUUUUGUCAGAAAUUGUUGGACCCAGGAAACAGGGUACCAUACAAGGAUUCUUUGCUUUUACUGGUAGCAUGGCACAAUUUGUGGUCCCUCUGUUUUCUACGACUCUGUUUGCGGAUUCCGGUUAUAAGUACAUUAUGGUGUAUCAUCUGUUUAUCAUUCUAUUCGCUGCAGUUAUGGCUUUCAUCCUACGAAGAAGACUGGUCCCUCUUGAGCUAACACCGGCGGUUGGCAUCGCCACAAAAUUCAAACGUGGAACAUUCUACAGAAUGUAGUGCUCCAUAUUGUUGACUAUUUCCUACAUGGAACAGACACCCUAGCGGGCAACUUCAAUCUUUUUAUAUAUAGGUGCGCUUCCUCGUUCUCAUCGUCUGCUGUCAUCUUGAGUCCUAGGACACAACUGCAUCUACUUGUUGCAUGCUAUGAUUGGUUUGUACUAUCUAACACUAUGUC